Messenger RNA from Vitis vinifera (wine grape), 465 nucleotides. RefSeq names its product NADPH-dependent aldo-keto reductase, chloroplastic-like. Gene Ontology annotation, cellular component: cytosol. The record is from RefSeq and is a predicted model, not a curated record. Lineage: Eukaryota; Viridiplantae; Streptophyta; Magnoliopsida; Vitales; Vitaceae. Gene Ontology annotation, molecular function: aldose reductase (NADPH) activity.
AUGGACUUGUCUCAGUGUUUGAACAUUGGUAUUGUUUUAAAGAAGCUGUUUGAUGAUGGCGUAGUGAAGCGUGAGGAUUUGUGGGUUACCUCCAAGCUCUGGUGUGCUGAUCGUGCACCAGAAUAAGAUGUGCCAGAGGCACUAAACAGAACUUUGCAAGACUUGCAGCUCGACUUCAUUGAUUUGUAUCUUAUCCAUUGGCCGGUCCGUAUGAAAAAGAGUUCUGUUGUCACCAAACCUGAAAACCUCAUCCAACCAGAUAUACCAAGCACAUGGAGAGCAAUGGAAGCACUCUAUGAUUCUGGCAAGGUUCGGGCUAUUGGUGUAAGCAACUUAUCCACAAAGAAACUGGGGGACCUGUUGGAGAUUGCACGUGUUCCUCCUCCUGUCGACCAAGUGGAGUGUCCUCCUUCAUGGGACCAGAGAAAACUGCGUGCUUUCUGUAAAUCCAGGGGGUUCACCUAA